Messenger RNA from Habropoda laboriosa, 1508 nucleotides. RefSeq names its product ras-GEF domain-containing family member 1B. The transcript is spliced from 10 exons. Bases 16 to 1377 code for a protein of 453 amino acids. NCBI's taxonomy places the organism in Eukaryota, Metazoa, Arthropoda, Insecta, Hymenoptera, Apidae. The record is from RefSeq and is a predicted model, not a curated record. Gene Ontology annotation, cellular component: plasma membrane. Gene Ontology annotation, biological process: positive regulation of GTPase activity; Ras protein signal transduction. Gene Ontology annotation, molecular function: guanyl-nucleotide exchange factor activity.
GGCGCCGGUUCUGGUAUGGUCAAUGGUUCUGGUGCCGAUCAUCAAGAUAUUCGUAACGGUGCUGCUAUAAACACAGAACACGCUCUGGUCUAUCGAGACGGGAACCUUGUGUCAGGUUCGCUGGAAGCCCUCGUGCAGCACAUGGUGCCCACCGAGGAAUAUUAUCCCGAUCGGGCAUACCUCUUCGCCUUUUUGCUGAGCGCCAGGCUCUUCAUCAAGCCGCACGAGCUCCUGGGCGAGGUCUGCGCCCUCUGCGAGCAUCAGCAAAACCUGAAUGGAGAGGGUGGCAAGGAACGUCUGCAACGUUUCGUGCCGCGACUGGUGCAGCUGCUAGCCGAAUGGACGGAAACAUUCCCUUACGACUUCCGGGACGAGAGGGUGAUGGGCCACGUCAGGUCUAUCACGCAGAAGGUCGCUGCGGUCGACGCUGCGGCCAGGCAGGAAGUUUCGGCAUUGCUGGAAAACUUGCUGUUCAGACUGACGGCACUGGAGGGGUAUGAGGAGGGCCUGGCCAGACUCGCGACCGAGGCUACGACAGAGCAGCUCUCACAGGUGGACGUCACCGAGCUGUGUCCGUCGGCCACGGUCCUGGCACAGCAAUUGACCCACGUGGAACUCGAGAGGCUCUCGUACAUCGGCCCCGAAGAAUUCGUCCAAGCCUUCGCCAAGGAAUCUCCUCAUUUGGAAACAUCUUUCAAGGACAUGAAGAAAACGCGCAAUCUCGAAUCGUACGUCCAAUGGUUUAACAGACUGAGCUAUUUCGUUGCGACAGAAGUGUGCAAGCACGCGAAAAAGAAACAACGCGUUCGUGUGGUUGAAUAUUGGAUUGAAACAGCACGCGAAUGCUUCAAUAUCGGCAAUUUCAACUCUCUGAUGGCGAUCAUCGCUGGUCUGAAUAUGUCACCGAUAUCUCGCUUGAAGAAAACGUGGUCAAAGGUGCAGCUGGCGAAAUUCUCGAUUCUAGAGCACCAAAUGGAUCCGAGCAGCAACUUUAGCAGCUAUCGCAGCACAUUGAAAGCAGCGAUGUGGCGUAGCGCCGGCGCUACGGAUGAACGACAGAGGAUCGUCGUGCCCUUCUUCAGCUUGCUGGUCAAGGAUCUUUAUUUCCUGAACGAGGGUUGCAGCAACAAAUUACCAAAUGGGCACAUUAAUUUCGAGAAAUUUUGGCAACUGGCGAAGCAGGUAACAGAAUUCAUCGCCUGGAAACAAGUUGCUUGUCCGUUUGAGAAAAGUCCACGUGUCAUUGCUUUUCUUCAGGCGAGCCCGGUGCUGACUGAAAAUGCUCUAGCUUUGGCAUCCUUCGAGUGCGAACCACCAGACAACAAUCCAGAAAAAGAACGUUACAAAGCAUUGAAGUCUGAACUGAAUGCCCAGUGAAAACGAGUGACCAUACACCGCGUCGAAUGGGAACGAUAUUGAGACAGACGCGCUCUUCUAAAACUACGUUUCCAGACAUUAAUCACGCACGAAUCUCUCCUAAGAAGAAGCAAAUCGAGAGGAAGGAACCA